Molecule: messenger RNA, 1676 nt
Organism: Leopardus geoffroyi (Geoffroy's cat)
Lineage: Eukaryota; Metazoa; Chordata; Mammalia; Carnivora; Felidae
Exons: 2
Coding region: 464-1438 (324 amino acids)
Source: RefSeq, a predicted model, not a curated record
AGCAUUUUUUAAAGGAAGCCUCUAACAGAAGUAGGACAGAAUGAAGAUGUGGUGUAUAUGUCUCCAGGAGCCUCGCAUUGGCAGUUCAUCGAAACACCUGCACGGAUCAGUCCUCAGCUAAAGACUUUAGAAAACCCCUUGGCAAAUCACCAGGGUUCUCGGCGCACCUUCCUUCCCUGUUCUACUGUGUCGCAAAUUCUAGCUGCCUUGACUUCUGGAACUCCUCUGCUUCUCCGACUCAAGGAGGCGGCCAGGCUCCUUUUGGGUUCUCACUCUGUGUAACGCAGCCCGGAAACCUUUUCCCGAGCAGUAGUCCGGGACACUCCAAGAGACCAGCCCACUGACUUUUCCGAUCUCUGCUUUGCUUCCGAUACGCCACCUCCCGUUGUCCUCCGCUUCCCACCGGACGCUCAGCGAGUCCUGGACCAUCCCUUCCCACCGCGCACACCCCAAGUCACGUGGUAUGCCCUGCAGGUGUCACAUGGGCCCCGUCUGCCUGCCAGGGAAAACCUCCGUCUGCACUCACCUGAAUCAGGCUGGGGGCUGGCCCCGGAGAGGGUUUCCGGAAGCAGGAGUCGAGAGCUCUGGGAGCCAGCACGGCCGCAGGGCAGAGAGCAGAGCCUUGAGCUUGUCCUUCGAGGCUGGUGGAACGAACAGGCAGCCGUGGUCGUGGGGACGAGCCCCAGACACGACGCAGCCGCAGGGAGGCACACCUGGCCCCAGGGGCGACGGGACAACGGCACACUCGGAAGGCGCGGCCUUGCAGGGCAGUGGACCCGGCCGGCCCCGGCGACGGGCAGGGGGGGCGGGGGGCGAGGAACAGCCCGUCUCUGCUCCGGGCUCCUCAGCUCUGCCCCAGGGCGGCGCCCCCGCACGCUUCCGGGCCCUGCAGGUGCCUGCGGCGGGCACCAAGCCUUCGGGACGCGAGGACUCCGUGGGUGAGCGCGGGGAGCCAGCGCGGGACGGGGCCGGGCAGCUUCCGGCUUCCUCCCGGCAGGUCUCUGCUCCCAGGACCCCCUGCGGCCCACGUGGUCCGCGCCAGACUCGGAGGCCGCGAGAACAAAGGGGGCGUCGUUUGGAAGUGUGGCCCCCACGCCGCUUCAGGCCCCGCGUCGCCAUCGGCCCGCGCCCUGGCGCUCGGUCCCUGCCCGCCCCGUCCCUGUCCCCGCGGGGACCCGCACUGACGCCACACACCCGACCACACGCGGCUCUCCUGAGCGCCCAGCCGCCCUGGGUGCGCCCACGUGGGGCAGGCCCCCCGGCCACCUGGCGCCCCCGCAGCGGGUGUGUCCCUGGAGGAUGUCAUGGGUUGUCCAGCUCCCGUGUCCCUGCCCAGACGCCCGCAGCUCCUGUUUCCUGCAUUUUUCUUUGUUUAAGGCCAGAGGCACCCCUGUACCUCUUCCAGAACCAUCGGUCAGUUGUAAAGACAUUUCUUUAAUUUUUUUUUUCCUAUGGCUUUUAAGCGGAUUUAUUAUUAAACUUACAUUUUGAAUGAUCUGUGAUCAAUGCAAGUAAAUGUUUUCGAUGGUUUCAUGAGAUUUCCUUUAAUAAUUGUGCAAGUUUAUUAAAAAUAGAUGUAUGUACCCGUUUCAUGUGUUAUAUGCUACUAUUUGGUGCAGAAGGUAUUUAAAUACUACUUUGUAAAAAUAUUAAUAAAAGAAAGCAGUGUGGUCACA